CUGAUGGGCAGCUGCCAUGGUGCCUGAUUGAAAACGUCCGUCAGUGUUACUUUGAGACCAGCACUACACAAAACCCGCCCUCCCCAUGGGUUUGGUAAAGACUCGUGUUGUUCUAGGGCUUUUUGUUUUUAUCCGGUUCCCUUUGAAGGCUUCCCGUGUUCACUAUUUUCAGGCAUUCGUGGGGGAAGACUAUGAGUCUUCGGGCCCUUGCGCGUUAUGGUGUCGCAAGAAGCCGGCUUGGGGUCCUUCUGCGUCAGGCGUCGCAGUCGGGUGCUGGUGGGCCGUUAGGUGCGCGCGUGCCGGCGGCGGCCACCAUGUAUUACAAGUUCAACGGCUUUACGCAGAGGCUGGUCGGGGCCGCGGCGUCCGCUGCCUACAACCCCCAGGGACUCAAACCAAUAGUAUCCACUGAAUCCCCAGCUUUGAUUUUUGGGACAACAACUAAACUUGCUUCAGAUUUACCAGCAGCUGGUUCUUUCUUGGGUAAAAACAAGGUGCCAGACCUACAGAAACUUUUUCAGAAAGCAGAUGGACUGCCAGUACACCUGAAACGGGGAGUUCCAGAUAAGCUGCUUUAUCGGACCACUAUGGCUCUAACAAUAGGCGGGACUAUCUACUGUCUAGUAGCCCUGUACAUGGCCUCACAACCAAGAAACCAAAAGUAAAUGAACCAUAACUAAUGGGACUAAUGGCAUUUCUCUGAAGGACCUCCUGCAUGUCUCUCUCUUCACUUGCUUUUUAAUCCUGUGAUCAUAUAGGAGGUGUGUUUUUCAGAUCAAAUGUGUUUGAGAAAGUAUUUUUAAAUUGGUUGCCUUAUGUAUUCUGGAAAUCAUAUAAACAAAGACUUAAAGCCAUCAUUUUAACAUAUGGUUGUAGCCUUGCAUUUGUUGUUGUGCAGGAGUGUAUAAACAGUUGGAGAAAGCUUGCUUUUCUUCCUUAUCCCUUAACAGUGUGUGGAGGAAGGUAAGACAGGAGAAAUACUUUUGGGGCGAUAUUCCAUGCCCCUCGGUGGGGAGAUGCUAUCAGUUUCAAAAACUGUAAAGCAUAUCACUUAGUUACUACUAGACACCAAGAAUCUCUUCCUGUCAUACACAGUUCAUUUAACGUAAGCAGGUGGCAAUGGAACUUUUCCAAAUGCUGGUAUAUCAUUAAGUAGGAGAAAGGGUUUUCUCCUUGGAACAUUCAAACUGGGUUUAUUCUAUAAUGUAAACACCAAUGUAUUCAGCAGAAUGCAGCAGUACUGUAGCAUCAGUUAUACCAGUUUUUGGACUAUUACUUGUCAAACUCUCUUGUAUUGUGCAAUAAAGCUAACUACACGAAUAAUAAAAGUGGCAAGUCUUCAAAGUUUCGUACUGUUUCAGCUGGCCCAGUAGUGAAAUACAUUAGUAUGCUUUAAGUUCAACUUGCAGAUCUCAAACUAGACAAUUGAUUGAACUGCCUCACUGCAGUCUUUUUGAGAUGGUAACCCUUUUGAAACCUUAUCUCAGAAUUCAUGGAAUGCUUAACUAUAAGAUGUUUUUGUGAAACAAGUCACUACAUUUCAUAGCUUAGCUGCAUAUAUAUAUAUAUAUAUAUAUAUAUGUAUGUUUGUUUACUUUGCUGGGUGGGGAAAAGGGUGGAAGUUAAUAAAACGCUUCAAUUAAUUCUCUUUCCCCUGUAAAAUCAGAACCUUGGACUACAGCUAGUCUUUCACACAAGCCUUUAUACAAGCAUCUUCUAAUGUGAUAGGUAUUCCCCUAGUUUAUGAGCAGAGGGUAUUCACUCCUGGUCACUCCGCCACUAAAUCUAAAUAAGCACGGUUUUGACGGAGGCCAGUGAAACCAAUCUCUUCCAGAACCAUGAAGAAACCGCUUUCUUCAUAAAUAGGCAAGCCAGUUGAUAAAGGAACCUAAAAUUUCUAUUUAUUUGUUCUUUUACUAAAAACAUUAUUAUUUGUUUCCCAGUUAGGUUGUACUGAAGCCUUAUUACUAUGCCAUAGGAAAAAAAAAUAGCUGCUUGUACUCCGAUCUCAGGUUUUGGUCAGUGUUGCUAUUUCAGGAAUGGAGAGAUUAAGUCACUGGAUAAGAAAUUUGUAAGGACAGCAAGGCUCAGAGAAUAGCAAAGGAUUAAUGAAGUUCUACAGGAACUGACAGCUAUAUAGUCUCUACUGGUAAACUAUAUUAUCCUCAGUAGCCCAUGCUUCCAGAAAUCUAAUAUUCUUGUGCUGUAGACUGCAGUAUCUUUUUUUUUUUUAAAAAAGUUAUUGUCUAUGUCUUCCCUGCAUUACUGUAUAUUAAGCACCACCUACAAACGUCUUCUAAUAAAGGAUACUUUGCACACAAA
Dromaius novaehollandiae (emu) is the source of this 2322-nucleotide messenger RNA. It is a transcript of the gene COX7A2L, whose product is annotated as cytochrome c oxidase subunit 7A-related protein, mitochondrial. The transcript has 3 exons. The coding region runs from base 192 to 665 and encodes 157 amino acids. The record is from RefSeq and is a predicted model, not a curated record. Lineage: Eukaryota; Metazoa; Chordata; Aves; Casuariiformes; Dromaiidae. Gene Ontology annotation, biological process: mitochondrial electron transport, cytochrome c to oxygen; mitochondrial respirasome assembly; regulation of oxidative phosphorylation.